Messenger RNA from Prunus avium (sweet cherry), 3854 nucleotides. Its product is annotated as ARM repeat superfamily protein. NCBI's taxonomy places the organism in Eukaryota, Viridiplantae, Streptophyta, Magnoliopsida, Rosales, Rosaceae. The record is from RefSeq and is a predicted model, not a curated record. Gene Ontology annotation, molecular function: small GTPase binding. Gene Ontology annotation, biological process: protein import into nucleus.
UGGGCCCGUAACUUUCGAUACUGAUUCAUUCAUAAGAAAAACCUAUUUCCGCGAAAAGCGUACUGCAUAAUAGGGCCCCACGAACAAAUUAUUGUAACCAAUUUGUUUGAAAAAAUUAAAUUUAUAGCUUUCUGCAAUCCAAGUCCGUCUUAGCAAUUUGCUUCUCUCUUUUCGCUCUCUGUGUCUCUGUGUCUCUGUCUCUGUCUUUGUCUCUGUCUCUGAGGAAGACUUUCCGCUCCCGAUCCGUAAUCGUACGGUCUCUCUAAGUCACUUUUUUCAGAUACAAUACAGCGAUGGAAGUUACCCAGGUGCUUCUGAAUGCUCAAGCUAUAGAUGGAACCGUGCGGAAGCAUGCUGAAGAAAGUUUGAAACAGUUUCAGGAGCAAGAUCUUCCAUUGUUCUUGUUAUCUCUUUCUAGAGAGCUAGCAAAUGAAGAGAGACCUGUUGAGAGCCGCAAAUUAGCAGGUCUUAUACUUAAGAAUGCCCUGGAUGCUAAAGAACAACAUAGAAAGUUGGAUCUUGUUCAAAGAUGGCUGGCACUGGAAACUUCUGUGAAAACCCAGAUUAAGAUGUGCUUGUUACAGACCCUCUCUUCCCCUGUAUCAGAUGCCCGUUCAACUACCUCUCAAGUUAUUGCAAAGGUUGCAGGAAUUGAGCUCCCCCAGAAACAAUGGCCAGAACUGAUUGUAUCAUUGUUGUCAAAUAUUCACCAGUUACCAGCUCAUGUAAAGCAAGCCACUUUAGAGACUCUUGGGUAUUUGUGUGAGGAAGUCUCUCCCGAUGUCGUGGAUCAAGAUCAAGUAAAUAAAAUACUGACAGCUGUAGUUCAGGGUAUGAACACAUCUGAAGGGAACAAUGAUGUUAGACUUGCUGCCACCCGAGCACUGUACAAUGCUUUGGGUUUUGCUCAGGCCAAUUUUAGCAAUGAUAUGGAACGUGAUUAUAUAAUGAGAGUUGUGUGUGAGGCAACUUUGUCAUCUGAAGUGAAGAUACGACAGGCAGCUUUUGAGUGUUUAGUCUCCAUUUCUUCAACUUACUACGAGAAAUUAGCCCCUUACAUGCAAGACAUCUUUACCAUCACAGCAAAAGCUGUUAGGGAAGACCAGGAACCUGUUGCCCUUCAAGCCAUUGAGUUCUGGAGUUCGAUUUGUGAUGAGGAGAUAGAUAUAUUGGAAGAUUAUGCGGGUGAUUUUAGUGGGGACUCUGAUAUCCCUUGCUUUUACUUUAUCAAGCAGGCACUCCCUGCCCUUGUCCCGAUGCUUUUGGAGACUCUUCUUAAGCAGGAAGAGGACCAGGAUCAGGAAGAUGGGGCUUGGAAUAUUGCUAUGGCUGGGGGCACAUGCCUUGGGUUGGUUGCUCGGACAGUGGGAGAUGAUAUUGUUCCUCUUGUUAUGCCAUUCAUCGAAGAGAACAUAACAAAACCAGAUUGGAGACAAAGGGAAGCAGCUACGUAUGCCUUUGGUUCCAUCUUGGAGGGUCCUUCGGCUAACAAGUUAACACCUAUUGUUAAUGUUGCUUUGACGUUCAUGCUCAGUGCUUUAACAAAGGACCUGAACAACCAUGUGAAGGACACUACUGCCUGGACACUGGGAAGGAUUUUCGAGUUCCUUCAUGGUUCAACUAUGGAUACGCCCAUAAUUACCCCAGCAAACUGCCAACAGAUCAUCACAGUUCUUCUUCAGAGCAUGAAGGAUGUUCCAAAUGUUGCUGAGAAGGCCUGUGGUGCUCUCUAUUUUCUGGCCCAGGGUUAUGAGGAUUUCGGCCCAUCACCUCCCUUAGCUCCUUUUUUCCAGGAAAUUGUACAGGCUCUACUCACUGUUACUCACAGAGCAGAUGCUGGGGAAUCACGAUUGAGGACUGCUGCAUAUGAAGCGUUGAAUGAAGUUGUAAGGUGUUCGUCUGAAGAGACUGCCCCCAUGGUGUUGCAACUUGUUCCUGUUAUCAUGAUUGAACUGCACAAGACUCUUGAGGGCCAGAAGGUUGCUUCUGAUGAGAUAGAGAGGCAGAGUGAAUUGCAAGGACUUCUUUGUGGGUGCUUACAGGUCAUUAUUCAGAAACUAGGCUCAUCAGAGCCAACUAAAUAUGUUUUUAUGCAGUAUGCGGAUCAGAUAAUGGGACUUUUCUUGAGGGUAUUUGCCUGUAGAAGUGCUACUGUCCAUGAAGAGGCCAUGCUUGCCAUUGGGGCCCUUGCAUACACAACUGGCCCAGAUUUUGCAAAAUACAUGCCAGAGUUUUACAAGUAUCUGGAAAUGGGGCUUCAAAAUUUUGAGGAGUACCAAAUCUGUGCUGUCACAGUUGGUGUGGUAGGGGAUAUUUGUAGAGCAAUUGAAGAUAAGGUUCUACCUUAUUGUGAUGGAAUUAUGACCCAGCUUCUCAAGGAUCUAUCAAGCAACCAGUUGCACCGCUCUGUAAAGCCUCCUAUAUUCUCCUGCUUCGGUGAUAUAGCUCUUGCAAUAGGAGAUAACUUCGAGAAGUACCUGAUGUAUGCCAUGCCAAUGAUCCAGAGUGCUGCAGAGAUGUCUGUCCACACAGCAGGUGCUGACGAUGAAAUGACAGAGUACACCAAUUCUCUGAGAAAUGGAAUAUUGGAGGCAUACUCUGGGAUUUUCCAAGGUUUCAAGAACUCCCCAAAAACCCAGCUCCUGAUAUCUUAUGCUCCUCACAUCCUGCAGUUCUUGGAUAGCAUAUACAUGGGGAAAGACAUGGAUGAAGUGGUGAUGAAAACAGCCAUUGGUGUCCUUGGAGAUCUAGCAGAUACACUGGGAAGCAAUGCAGGUUCUUUGAUACAGCAAUCUCAGUCAUGCAGAGACUUUUUAAAUGAAUGUUUGUCUUCAGAAGACAAUUUGAUAAAAGAAUCUGCAGAAUGGGCCAAGUCGGCCAUCAGUCGUGCCAUUUCUGUUUGAGGCUACUGCCACUUGUUAUAUUCCAUUUGUUUGGAAGUCCCUGCAUGCAUUUGGGUGUGUUGAGUUGGGUCAUAGGAUUGCAUGUGUCAAGUCAUCGCCAUUUUCAGACAACAGAAGCUGUCAGUAGUCUUCAAGUUGUCACUAACUUGCAUCAUCUCCAAAAGUUGUGACUAACAAUUGCAUCAGCCCCUCAGGCUUUGGGUGGUGAGUGUCACAGAAGCGGGUCAAGGCCUGCAAUAAAAAUUAACAAAAUUCUGUGUGUCACAGAAUAUGUGGGGCAUCGGAGGAAGGUCAGAGACGUUCAUGAGCGUCAGUUUUCUGAGUCACCGAGGUUAAUUGCUGUUUGAAAGCUAAACAAAAUCUUGUUAACCUUUUCCACCACCCCGUGGUGAUUUCCUCCCAGAGAGAUUGGGGUGAGAACAGAUGAGUAAUGCCUAAUGUUGUCGGGGUACUGACGUCUUAUCACUACCCUCAGCAGCAUAUUCCUGAAAAAUCCUCCGUAGCAGGUCUUCAUUCCUUGAAUUCAGUCAGCUCCUCCUUUUGUUCCGUGUUUGCAUAUUCGCCAUCUUUUUACUUGUCCUAGCCAGUGCGUAUUCCUGAGCAUCUCCGUAUCAAGUCUCCACUGUUUUCAGUUCUCUCAAGAGUUGAGCAUUAGCAUGAGCUAUUUUGGAAACGCAGAUCUUACAUUUGCAUUAGCCAGUUUUCAUUUUUCAUCUUUGUUAGGAGGUUGUGUUAGCUCAUAUUGUCCAAUACUAUGCAUUCAUGAAAUCAUUUGUUAUGUCGCUUUUUGAAAGACAGGGUUUUCUUUUUUGCUUGGGGAACAUGUAAUCAUAUAUGUUUUUGUUUAUUCUCUUUUGGGAAGUUGUUUAUCAUUAAACAUCACAAAUUGUGAUGGCAUAGGGAGGAAUGGAGCAUGAUAUUAUUUGUUGGAAGAGGCCUUGUAUUUGUUUA